Alternaria novae-zelandiae is the source of this 489-nucleotide messenger RNA. RefSeq lists its product as uncharacterized. NCBI's taxonomy places the organism in Eukaryota, Fungi, Ascomycota, Dothideomycetes, Pleosporales, Pleosporaceae. The transcript has a single exon. Bases 1 to 489 code for a protein of 162 amino acids. The record is from RefSeq and is a predicted model, not a curated record.
AUGCGCAAUCUGCGAAACCGCAUAGCCCCAGAACACAGAAUCCCACGCUACCACGCCUUCUCCACUCCCGAAGAGCAAGCGGCAUACAUCGAUGACACAGCCCCCUCUCCCGCCAGCCUCCCUUACGCCGUGAACAGCUCGCCCACGUUGACUGAAAUAUCUUUAGCCCGGGAAAUAAUCAUCAGACCCCUCGAAGAAGACGGAGAUAUUUACGAGCAAGAAACGUCAAGCAACCAGCCUAAAACCGCAGAAGAACACAUUCUUGAGCGCAUUGGCAGAUUAAUUGCCAUGUUCACACUUUACAACCUAGCCAGGACUUGCGAGGAGAUUGAAGAGGAAGAUUGGGAAGAGUACAUCACACCCUACGAAGAAGGCGAUCUGGAGAUGCUGGAACGUGUCUGUCCAAAGCAAUGGUGGGACGAAGAGAUCAGAGAGGCAUGGCCAAAUCUCAUCGUAUUUGCGCGGCGGGCAAGGAAAAGCCCUAGUUAA